This is a messenger RNA of Branchiostoma belcheri (Belcher's lancelet), 1586 nucleotides long. Its product is annotated as exosome complex component RRP4-like. Gene Ontology annotation, cellular component: cytoplasmic exosome (RNase complex); nuclear exosome (RNase complex). The coding region runs from base 10 to 885 and encodes 291 amino acids. Gene Ontology annotation, biological process: U4 snRNA 3'-end processing; exonucleolytic trimming to generate mature 3'-end of 5.8S rRNA from tricistronic rRNA transcript (SSU-rRNA, 5.8S rRNA, LSU-rRNA); nuclear polyadenylation-dependent rRNA catabolic process. The record is from RefSeq and is a predicted model, not a curated record. The transcript is spliced from 10 exons. Gene Ontology annotation, molecular function: RNA binding. Lineage: Eukaryota; Metazoa; Chordata; Leptocardii; Amphioxiformes; Branchiostomatidae.
UUCGAAAACAUGGCGGUGCACAUCACGUUGACGGAGAGCCGUAAGAAGACGGCGGUACCUGACGCGCCGAAACACCUGGUGACGCCGGGCGACGUCAUCACGGCGGACACGGGAUACAUGAGGGGCCAUGGCACGUACAUGGAUGAUGACAAGCUGAAGGCCUCCCUGGCUGGAGUUGUGGAGAGAGUCAACAAACUCAUCUGUGUGCAGCCGCUCAAGACAAGGUACAAUGGUGAGAUUGGUGAUGUGGUGGUGGGGAGAGUCAGCGAGGUUGGCCAGAAAAGAUGGCGGGUAGAUGUUAACUCCAGACUAGAUGCCAUUCUGAUGUUGUCAGCAGUCAACCUCCCCGGAGGAGAGUUGAGGAGAAGGUCAGCUGAGGACGAACUGAUGAUGAGAGAGUACCUCCAGGAAGGGGACCUCAUCAGUGCUGAAGUGCAGGCCAUUUUCCAUGAUGGAGCACUUUCUCUUCACACCAGGAGUCUCAAGUAUGGCAAGCUAGCCCAGGGAGUGAUGGUACAGGUGUCCCCGUCGCUGGUGAAGCGGCGUAGGACUCAUUUCCACAACCUGGCCUGCGGGGCCAGCGUCAUUCUGGGGAACAACGGCUACGUCUGGAUCAGUCCAACUGUCAACAACGAGAGGGGGGAGAGUAGCGGGGGGUAUGAGCAGGAUCUGGAGCCUGUUCCAUCGGCAGACAGGGAGGUGAUAGCCCGGCAAAGAAACUGUAUCCUGGCCUUGGCCACCCACAAACUCAUGUUGUACGACACAAGUGUACUGUACGCGUAUGAAGCUUCGCGUCAGUAUCAGGUGAAGGACCUUCUGCAGCCUGAUGUAGCAGAGAAGGUUGCAGAUGACACCAGACAGAGACUACAGAUGGAGUCAGGAUGAUCCUCUGUUCUUAUGUUACAGUUUUCCUGUUUUCUUACUCCUUUCUAAGUUUGUUACAAGCCACAUCUGGCCAGCAAUUCUCAUAAACUCAUGUCAUGUUAUACAUGUAUAACUUAUACAGUAAGCAACAAACCAAGAGGGUAGUACAUUGUAUUGUAUUGUAAUAUGAAUAAACAAAAAGAUCAAGAAACUAGGAAAUAAUUGAACAGCCUCCCAUGUUGGGUGACAGAUCACACUGAUAUUUUUUUUAAAUUCAAGAGCAUCUACUAGUAUGGACUCUGAAGUCUGACAGAAACAGAAUUUUUCACCUCAGCAAAGAACGUAAACACACUCUCACUUUUAUUUGCCUCCAAGUCCUGUUCAUUGGCACAGAUCUCUAUUCCCAAUGUCUUCUGCUCAUUUAACCAAUAAAACAUUUAAAGAUUUGCAAUUAAUAUUGACAAAGCCCAAUGUGUUUUUGUGAAAUUUGUAAAUCUCUAUGAUCAUGCUAAAUUUUUGCUGCUCAAUAUUUGAGCUUUAUGGUAUCUUUUGGUACUGUAGAAAUAAGCCUGAAAAUCUCUCUCAUGUAGCUAUCCAUUUUCUUACUCCUUUCCAAGUUUGAACAAUUUUUCCAUUAAAAAAUUUCCAUAAACAUUAAGCAACAAAACCAAGAUGGCAGACUGUGUAAUUUACAACAAUAAAAUCAAGGAACUGGAAAAUAA